AGUAAGGUGGACAAGCUUCUUCAGGUCGUACGACAAAUCUUCAUUCUGCAACAUGCAAGCUGCUAUGGAUAUUUCGGCAAGGUAUUGCCAAAAAGAAUUGGAGGCCUAUGGGUCAUGCGUAGCCUCAAACCCAUCGAAAUGGCAGCAAAUGUGUCAUGAACUAAAAACGAAGGUUGCAAAAUGUACAUCCUCUCAUCCAGUGAUCCAGAAGAUCAAACAAGACUGUUCUCAAGAGUUUGUGAAAUUUGAACAAUGUCUGAAAGAAUACCAGGAUACCCCUAACACUUGUACAGCACAAAUGUCUCGAUUUUUGGGCUGUGCAGAAACAGUGGACAUCAGUGGAAUAUCCACGGAUCCAGCACAGCAGCCAUCGUAGAUUCAGCAUCAUCAUCAUCAGACGUCAUCGGUGUCCUCAUCAAUACAGAUUGGAUGAUUUCACAUCCACUUACUCCACCAUGUCACUGUAUGUACAGGGACUACUUAAAUACCUGUUCUCGGUGCUUAAUAUGACCACUGGAAAAUAUAAGUGCUUGCAGCACUAAACGUUUCAACGUUUUAAAUGACUAUUUUUGCUCUCAUUCUGUUCUAUUCAACGUUAUUGAUUUUUUUUUUUAUAUAUAAUAAAGUAUGGCUUGCUCAUUCUUUUUAAUUACUACACCAGUUUACAACAUUGAUUUAAGCCUUCCGUUACUCAUUUGGUGUUAAAAUCCUCUGCUGUUUUUAUCUUGUUUUUGUCAGUUCCCCUCACUGUUGGCUUCUCCAGGUCUGAGUCAUAGUCAAAUAUUAAACUGGAAUGUAUUGCUCCCACACAAAUUCUACCAGUACUCACUAUCCAGUCACUGAAAAAUAGGGAGUCUGGGAAGAAAGGAAAAAGAGGAGGCUGUUCACCUCUAAUCAGCUGGACUACUGAGAGAGACACAGGGAGGAUGUUGAGUUAUGAACUCUGUGACCACUGAGCAGAACAGACACUUUCCGGUUCAGUUAUUAACGUUUUUGGUUCAUGUCAAAUAAGCAAGUGAUCAGAGUAUCAUCAUUUAUUGUACUUAGGACAAAUAAGGCAAUUUUACUUCAGAGAUAAAACAGCAGUUUGUAUUGAAGAUACAGCAACAAUAAUUCCAAAGCACAUCACCUUGCUGUCACUGAACAAAAUAGUUAAGAACUCAUCUAAUACCACACAAAUAAGUUACAUUCACAAUAACAUCACUGUAAAAACACCAUGAGUCUGUUAUCAGAAUCAAAUAUUAUUUCAUAAAAGAAUAUCCCAGGCUGUAGCUGAUCACAAACAUCUAAAUGAGAUUGGUAUCAUCCUAUUCCUAUUUUAUUCUGCACCAC
This is a messenger RNA of Nematolebias whitei (Rio pearlfish), 1332 nucleotides long. RefSeq names its product coiled-coil-helix-coiled-coil-helix domain-containing protein 5. Bases 53 to 376 code for a protein of 107 amino acids. The transcript has 4 exons. NCBI's taxonomy places the organism in Eukaryota, Metazoa, Chordata, Actinopteri, Cyprinodontiformes, Rivulidae. The record is from RefSeq and is a predicted model, not a curated record.